Molecule: messenger RNA, 1214 nt
Organism: Asterias rubens (European starfish)
Lineage: Eukaryota; Metazoa; Echinodermata; Asteroidea; Forcipulatida; Asteriidae
Product: FK506-binding protein 2-like
Exons: 5
Coding region: 84-644 (186 amino acids)
Biological process (GO): protein peptidyl-prolyl isomerization
Molecular function (GO): peptidyl-prolyl cis-trans isomerase activity
Source: RefSeq, a predicted model, not a curated record
CGGACAUUCGGCUGGGUUUGCUCGUUGGAGCAGCACAACUUUUCCAAUUUAACCCAAAAUUCAAAGUACAUUAAACAAAAACAAUGGGUAGAUUACUGGAAGUGAUUGCAUUUGCAGUCGUGUUUCUGACAGUUGUUGUCGCCGCAAAGAAGAAGGGAAUGCUGGAGAUUGUAACCACACAUAUACCUGAACCUUGCCCAGAAAGAGCUGAAGUUGGUGAUGAGGUUGCAGUCCAUUAUAUAGGCAAGUUAGAGUCAGGAAUGGUCUUUGACCUAUCCCGACUCCCGGACAACUCCAAGGAGCCUCUCAGAUUCCAGCUCGGAAAAAAUAAAGUCAUCAAAGGAUGGGAUGAAGGCAUUAAAGGAAUGUGUCUAGGAGAGCAGCGUAAGCUGAUCAUCCCAUCGCAUCUUGGAUAUGGCAAGGAGGGUCAUGCAAACAUCCCACCCGACUCAACUCUAAUAUUUGACGUGGAACUGAUGGAUAUUAGGAAGCCCUCUGCAUUCUCCUCAAUGUCAAGGUCACUCCCGUUCCUAGUUGGACCUGGUAUUGUAAUCAUCUUAGGCAUGUACCUUUGGAAUAAGGCCAGCUCCGACUCCUGUCAGCAGGCCAAAUCUAAAAAAUUACAGAAGAAGAGGAAAAAAUAACUCCACGUUAUUAGUAGGGGUUGUUUAUUUACUACGCUUUCAUUCUUUUAAAAGUGUACCAAAUUAUCCGCUUUUUCGAGAGUUUCAUUCCUUUACCACCCUCCCCCUCACGUCUAGCCCAGAGCCUAGCCCUAGCCUCACGUCUAGCCUAAAGGCAUAAAGGCUUUAGACCAUGCGUCCUUUGUUUAAAUGCAAGCCGCCUUCUAUUGAAGUCUGUCUGCCAGUGUGCGCACGCAUCAUUUUUUGCAAACAGUUGGUCAAAGAGUGGCAUCAGAUGCCACAUAGUUAAAAUGCGAUAUGAGCCUUGACGUCACUAAUAAUGGCAAGAUUUCACAGUGACGCCAUAGGGCAUCAACAUUUUAUCAUCUGAAAUUUUUUUUUUUAAAUUUUGUGUCUAUUUGGGUUUUUGUCAACUCAAAAGUGACGUGUGAUGAAACAACAUAUUUGUAAAACUAUCAAGUGCAACAUUCCAGGUGCCACCUCACUUUAUUUUAGAGCUUUCAGACGAAAUGCCCUUACCAUCUUAAAACCAAAACCUUCACAACCCUUACAACUUGUACACUUUUUAAA